UUCGAGAUGGCAAUUGUGUGAUCCAUCUGAUCAACAGCGCUUCAUUUAUUUACCUUUGAGAUCUGGUCCACCAGAUUACUUUGCAAAAUCGUGAAAAGUUUUGUCCAAGCUGCAAGAUCAACUUUGGGCAUAGUUCGUUUCUCGUGCUUGGUCGUGCAGAUCGCAAUUCGUUACCGUCGCCACCCGAAAAAUUACUAAAUAAUAGUUCGCGGUAACAUUGAACUCGUUGACGUGAAAAGCCUGGUUGCACAUACGUACAUAGCUCGUUCGUGUGAAUGAAGUCAUAAUUCAUAUUCUGCAGUCCGGAAACUUGAGUUGAGUGCAGGAGUUCUGAAAACCCGCAUAGUUGAACCGAGAGUACUUUUGUGUGCAGAUCCGUAAUUGGACCAAUUUCAUAGUGUGAUAGCUUUCAUCUGGCGGAGUUAAGAUGGUAAAAGAUACUCUUAACAAUAUGUCAACUAUAGCUAAAGAGAAUCUCGACGAACGGAUCGAGCGAAUAAAGAAACGUAACGAAGAAAUAGAAAAAAAAUAUCGCGAAGCUGAAGAGGAUCGACUUCGGGCACUGAAAGAGAAUGCAAUGGUCGAAACAAAACCGCCUAAGGAUGAUGAUUGGCCUCGCACACAUAAAUACGAUAAAAUUGACUUUACGUAUGAUGUGAAACCAGAAAAACUAGAAGAACUCAAUAAUCAGAAACUAGAAGAGAAAAAACAAAAAAGGGACUAUAAAAAGUUCCCAGAGGGAGAAGGCCCUCCCCCUGAUCCAGCUUACAAUUUCCUAGCUGAUGCUGAACGGGAUGGUCUGAUAAUUCAGAAACCGGAAAAGGGUAGCGGCAAGGAUAAAGAUUCAAAACAAAAUAAUAACAAUAAAGGUAAGGAUCAACAACAAAGACGGGGUGGGCCGAAUGCUGGAAGCUUCCGUGGACGCGGUGGGAAAAUGCAUAGUCCUAAAUAUCAAAAACAGAACUCACAACCAGAUUAUGAACAAUGGCGUAGUGAACGUGAGAAGAUUGAUGAAGCUCGAAUCAAUAGGCAGAAGGUGGGCGAGGGGAAAUGGAGACGGGAGUGGGAUAAUGAUAAAUUGAAUUCAGAGAACGAAGCACUUUUGCGGCCGGAACGCGCUACUAUUGGUGAUGCAAUCAUUAAUGCAAAGAAAAGUCCCACCCAUCAUCAUGCUAAUGCAGUGGAGAAACGUGGAAACAUUACUGUCUCCGUGUCACAAACUGGAGAAGUUAAAAGUGUAAAACUUACUUCAGCUCCGGUUAUCGGAACGGGACGAGUUGGACCGCGGCAAGUUACUAAGCCACAAUUCUCCAUCCAAGCAGUCGAAAAAGAUUUGUCAAUCAAUAAGGCACCACAUUCUCCAAAACCACAACAGAAAAGUGCUCAUCGUCAAAACGCAAACCCAAAUUCCAACUUUCCACAACCCAAUAAAAAUAUAACUCGUCGUGAUACUGCACCUUCGGUUGUUAACGCCAACAGUACCGUGAUCAAUACUCAGCCCCCUAGCGCGGCAAAGAACACAAAACCAAACAAACCGAAGUCGUCUAAAUUUUCAGCACCUUCUGCUGCAGUUACUGUUCCCAAUGUAGCAGCAGUACCACAUCCACUAGUUGCUGAUUUACCUUCCGAAAGCGCAGGAGAUUUGCUCGCCAUUGACUUGUCACAUAAACCAGAAUUUGCUAAGAAAAGUGUUCAAGAUCGCUUGAUGCGCAUUCGUCAAGUAUCGCAAACUAAUGAUACUGCACCAGCUGCAGCAGAUCAGCCGAACUCGCCAAUCGCUGAUAAUGUAGCUUCAGUAGAGUCUGGCGAAGUACUGGCUUCACCGGUUUCUUCCGAUAAGGUUAACGACUCAGACAAAACUGAAGAGUCCAUGGCGCCAAUAGAUAAAGCGCCAAAUAAUGAAACUAAUUCUGUCGGUCCGGAAAGAAAGGAGAAUAUCACUGAAAGCAAUAAAAGUAGCUGUGAUCUUAUUACCGAAUCUGAGAACGCAGCCGAAGCAGACAGCGGAGAGCAGAAGGUAAAUUGUGAUACAAUUUCGAAUGAGACUAUUGUUUCAGUCUCGGCAGCCUCGGAGGCGAUUGCCGCCAACUGAUGAUAAGGAAUCGAAUUAAGGAGUGAUCAUUGAAAAAUUCCCGUAUUGAAAACAGAUUAGCACAGUUUUCUUUAGAAAAUAAUGUUUCACUCCUUCGACGUACUUUUAUAUUUUGUUUAAACUUGAUAUGAAACUGCAAUUUAAGCUGAAAUGCAUUGCACCGCACUAGUAGUGUGGGAUCUAUUGUUACCCUGAGCAUUUCGUAUUUUUUCAACAGAGUUUCGAGAAAAAUGUUAAACUCGGCUACGAUGUGAAAAGAGCCGUGUCAACGGUUAAUUAGUUUUUCUUUGAAGAUAAUUUUUGAUCAAUAAGAAGAUAAUUAGACCAGCGCUGCGGUGGUCCAUAUAUUGUUUAACCUUGUUUUGUUUUCUUCUACCAUGUUUGAUAAAUCUAAAAAAAACGGAAAAAGUAGAAAUAUAUAAAAAAAAAUUUUUAUACUGGAAUGGUAUUUACCCAAUAUUUGAAAGUAGCUUAGUGAUAUUGAAGAACAUUUUCUACUAGGAAAUUAUGCUAUCUUUCUGUCACAGAACGUUUUUGAUAUUUCAAAUGAGAAUCUUUUUUAAUCGUACAUAUAAUAUGUAUUAAAUUAUUAAUCAAAUUAACUUAUUAUUUCGAUCUUAUUAUGUUUAUUAUAUUUAUUUAUUUAUAAUAUAGAGAGUAACAACUUGCGAUAUGAAGUGAACUAUUGUAUUCAAUGCAAACAUGUGAAAAAAUAAUUAAAAACACGAAUAAUUUUAUAUUCUUGUUAUC
Messenger RNA from Hermetia illucens (black soldier fly), 2842 nucleotides. Its product is annotated as coiled-coil domain-containing protein 9B-like. The transcript has 3 exons. The record is from RefSeq and is a predicted model, not a curated record. The coding region runs from base 428 to 2092 and encodes 554 amino acids. NCBI's taxonomy places the organism in Eukaryota, Metazoa, Arthropoda, Insecta, Diptera, Stratiomyidae.